CGUCCGGGAGUCGCCUGCGGGAGCCCCUGGCGGGGGAUUCCCGCGCCGCCGCCCAGCAGUUCCGGGUCAGCGGUCGCCGGCCCUGUCGCCCCGCCAAGAGCCUGGGGGAGGCCGACUGAGGCGGGGGCGCCGCGGCGGCGAGGCGAGCAGGGCCGCGGGCGGGCGCGUUCUGGGAGGCGAGCAGAACGGAAGGAGCGUCCUUCCUCCCGGACCCCCGGGGACUGCAGGAGGAGCUGCUGACCCAGCAGUGUGGUCAGCCUGUCACGUUAGCUCUUAGCGCCCUCCAUCCCGGGCUCAAGAGUUAAGGAGAACUAACCCAGGGAAAGGAGCUAAUAGACAAAGAAUGUCAGACGACAAAGAAAGGAAGAAUGAAGGCAUUCCUAAAGAAGCUCUGAGCAAAGAAGAUACAUCUUCAUUAACUGAUGUUGUAGAGCAAGUUGCAAAACAACAGCAAUCACAGACAUCAGAAAUAGAAAAACAUAAGAAAGUUCUGCUCCAUUUGCAGAUUGAACUUCGUGAUCUUGAAAGUCAAAUAGCAGCUACUGCUGCAGAAGCUAAAGAAACAGAGAGGCAGAUGCACCAGCAAGAUGCGGCCGUGGAGAAUUCCAGACUUCGGUGUGGACUCUUGGAAGCUCAGAUUGAGUCCUUAUAUUCAGAAACUGUAAAGCUUAAAUUUGAUUCAGAAACAGCCCAAGAAAAUUUCAAGGAAAAAAUGAUAAAAUAUAAUGCAUAUUAUGCAAAAAUAAAAGCCUAUAAAGAUAGCUUAGGAGAGAUAGACAGCAAAUGCUCAUUUAUGACUGAACUCUAUGAAAAGCGAGAUCUCAUCAAAAACCUAAAGACAAUGAAAGAAGAUCUUAUGGAAAAUCUCCAAAAUCCACAAGGGAGCUAUACAACACAAAUACAGGAAGACAUUUCAAAGCUAAUGAAUAAAAUUACGACGGUAAAAAAUUCAAUCAUUGAGAAAACAUAUUCUAUUGAAGAAGAGAAAAAGACACAUGAAAAGCUAAGAAAAGAAAUAGAGGUGCAACGUAAAAGAUAUGAUGCAAUUCUUAAGCGUUUGCAUUGUCAGGUGAACAAGAUUCAGUUAAAUAGGAGGAAUUGGCAAUGGAACAUCCAGCAACUGGAAAACACUGCAGCUGAGUUAAGAAAACGCCUCGGAGUAAAAGAAGCCCAUGAAAUACAGAACAGACCGACAGCAUAGUAGGAAAGAGCACUGACGGUCCUUCCAUCUCUUUAGAGUCAGCACCCAGUAGAGACAGAGGCCUGUCUCAAUAACCGAUAUUUUCCUUUUCUUCUUCUUCUUCUUCUUCUUCUUCUUCUUCUUCUUCUUCUUCUUCUUCUUCUUCUUCUUCUUCUUCUUCUUCUUCUUCUUCCUCCUCCUCCUCCUCCUCCUCCUCCUCCUCCUCCUCCUCCUCCUCCUCCUCCUCCUCCUCUUCUUGUUCUUCUUCUUCUUUCCUUUUGUUUCAACAAGGUAGCUAUGGGUUA
Messenger RNA from Chionomys nivalis (European snow vole), 1485 nucleotides. It is a transcript of the gene Ccdc122, whose product is annotated as coiled-coil domain containing 122. NCBI's taxonomy places the organism in Eukaryota, Metazoa, Chordata, Mammalia, Rodentia, Cricetidae. The record is from RefSeq and is a predicted model, not a curated record. Bases 344 to 1201 code for a protein of 285 amino acids. The transcript has 6 exons.